AUGGGCGGCCGCUGGCUGAGCGGGGCCAGGCGGCUCUGGGUUUCUCGCGAUGGGAUGGCGGCGAGCCGGGCGGUCUGUCGGCGCGCCUCGAGCCUGUGGGGAGCGAGCGGUAACCGCUGUAUUCUGCCUCUUCAAAUAGAUAAAGGAGUCUUGUUUAGGAAACGUAAAAUUCAAUUAACAUAUAAUACGCAUACCAGCUUGGCUGAAGUAUGGAACAAAAUAUCCUUCACAGGCCAGCCAUUCAGCACUUCUCACACAACAGUGGAUCCAACGGAGAUGAAGAAAUUCCAGCUCUUGGCACACAAAUGGUGGGAUGAGCAUGGAGAAUAUUCAGCCCUUCAUUCCAUGAAUGAUAUUAGAGUUCCGUUUAUUCGAGACAUUGUUCUAAAUAUGAGAAAUGAUUAUCCCCUGGGAAGCCCUCUGUCCGGCAUGAAGAUCCUGGAUGUUGGCUGUGGUGGUGGACUCUUGACUGAGCCCCUAGGUAGGUUGGGAGCUUCAGUUACUGGCAUUGAUCCUUUGGAAGACAACAUCAGAACAGCAGAACUGCAUAAAUCAUUUGAUCCGGUCCUAUCCAAGAGAAUCCAGUAUAAAUCCUGUUCACUAGAAGAUCUUGUGGAAGAAGCUUCGGAACCCUUUGACAUCAUUGUAGCUUCUGAAGUAGUAGAACAUGUGACUGAUGUGGAAAUGUUUGUCAGAUGCUGUGGUGAAGUGUUAAAACCGGAAGGCAGUAUAUUCAUAACUACAAUCAACAAAUCACAGUUGUCUUACAUCUUGGCCAUUUUGGUUGCUGAGAAAGUAUUGAGCAUUGUUCCGGCAGGCACACAUGAGUGGGAGAAAUUCAUAGCUCCUGAAGAGCUGGAGCGGAUCCUAGAAUCAAAUGGUUUUUUAGUCCAGACAGUGAAAGGAAUGUUGUACAACCCUCUCCUUGGAUCCUGGAGCUGGACUGGAAGCACUAGCGUUAACUAUGCCCUCCAUGCAGUGAAAUGUAGCCCGCCGGAACAGUCAAGUCCAAGCGAACCACCUCUGGAGACAGACAAAGGGCAGCUCCAAACUGAAGCUGGUAUCGGAACUGGUAGAUGA
Messenger RNA from Euleptes europaea (tarantolino), 1080 nucleotides. It is a transcript of the gene COQ3, whose product is annotated as coenzyme Q3, methyltransferase. Gene Ontology annotation, molecular function: 2-methoxy-6-polyprenyl-1,4-benzoquinol methyltransferase activity. The record is from RefSeq and is a predicted model, not a curated record. The transcript is spliced from 7 exons. Lineage: Eukaryota; Metazoa; Chordata; Lepidosauria; Squamata; Sphaerodactylidae. The coding region runs from base 1 to 1080 and encodes 359 amino acids. Gene Ontology annotation, biological process: ubiquinone biosynthetic process.